AUGGCCCUCCUCUCCCCUACUACCUUCACCUCCCUCCCCCUCCCACUCAUCCUCACCCCCCUCAUCCUCAUCCUCCUCACAUACAUCCUCCUCUUCCGCCUCCCCAAAUUCCUCUCCAGACUGCACACAUGGCGAAAAUACCUCCGAUCCCACCGCCAAUUCAGCCUCGAAGCAGGUCAAGGAAAAUUUCAAUUUCUUCAAGAUCCUUUUUCGCAAGCGCCAAAUUAUUGGUUGUUGCAUCAUCAAGCUGUUAAAUAUGUUUUUAGUCGGGGGGCCAUUCAAGAAACCGAUCACCGAGCAGGCUUCGAUUGGUUUCAUUAUGCUGGCUGGGAAAUCCCGACCAUGGAUCCGCGAUACAAAGAGACGGUGCGCACGGCAGAUCAGACGGUACAUGGGAAAUUGGCCAAGUCGAAAUUGGUGACGUUGUUGCAGACGGCGCAAAGGGUGGGAUUUGAGGAGAUUGAGAGGUUCAAGGGGGAGAAAGAUGGUGGAAAGAGCAAAAAAGUCUCCCUCCACAGUCUCAUGUACCGACUCGGCUUCAACGUCAACUGCAUCAGCAUUUUCGGCCCAGAUCUCAACCAC
This is a messenger RNA of Sphaerulina musiva SO2202, 582 nucleotides long. RefSeq lists its product as uncharacterized. The transcript has 3 exons. The annotation marks the transcript as partial. NCBI's taxonomy places the organism in Eukaryota, Fungi, Ascomycota, Dothideomycetes, Mycosphaerellales, Mycosphaerellaceae. The record is from RefSeq and is a predicted model, not a curated record.